GAGGUGCCGAGGCAGCUCCGUGUGAGCGGCGCCGCGUGUGCCCCCGCCGAGCAGCCGCCGGGCCGGGCCGGGCCGGGCCGGGGCAUGGAGGCGGCGCACAGCCUCCCGGUGCUCGACGUCCUCCGCCGCUUCGGCGUGAGCGAGAGCUGCGGGCUCAGCCCGGAGCAGGUCCGGCGCAGCAGGGAGAAGUACGGCCGCAAUGAGCUCCCUGCAGAAGAAGGAAAGUCCCUCUGGGAGUUGGUGUUGGAGCAGUUUGAAGAUCUCCUCGUCCGCAUCCUUUUGAUGGCAGCUUUUCUGUCCUUCAUCCUGGCCUGGUUUGAAGAAGGAGAAGAGACCACGACAGCAUUUGUGGAGCCUGUUGUCAUUAUUAUGAUCCUGAUCGCCAAUGCUGUGGUGGGUGUGUGGCAGGAGAGAAACGCCGAGAGUGCCAUCGAAGCCUUGAAAGAGUAUGAGCCCGAGAUGGGGAAGGUGAUCCGCGCUGACCGCAGUGGGGUACAGCGAAUCCGCGCCCGGGACAUUGUCCCUGGGGACAUCGUGGAGGUGGCAGUUGGUGACAAGGUGCCAGCGGACAUCCGGAUCAUCGAAAUCCGGUCCACCACCCUGCGGGUUGACCAGUCCAUCCUCACUGGGGAGUCUGUGUCAGUGAUCAAGCAUGCUGACCCCAUCCCUGACCCCCGGGCUGUCAACCAGGACAAGAAGAACAUGCUUUUCUCUGGCACCAACAUCGCCGCCGGGAAGGCUGUAGGGGUUGUCAUUGCAACAGGAGUGUACACCGAGAUCGGGAAGAUCCGAAACCAGAUGGUGGAGACCGAGCCUGAGAAGACGCCCUUGCAGCAGAAGCUGGAUGAGUUCAGCCAGCAGCUCUCCAAAGUGAUCUUCCUGGUGUGCAUCGCCGUCUGGGUCAUCAACGUCAGCCACUUCAGCGACCCGGUCCACGGCGGCUCCUGGUUUCGGGGGGCCAUCUACUACUUCAAGAUCUCAGUGGCGCUGGCGGUGGCUGCCAUCCCUGAGGGCCUCCCCGCUGUCAUCACCACCUGCUUGGCGCUGGGCACGCGGCGCAUGGCCAAGAAGAAUGCCAUCGUCCGGAGCCUGCCCUCCGUGGAGACCCUGGGCUGCACCUCCGUCAUCUGCUCCGACAAGACCGGCACCCUCACCACCAACCAGAUGUCCGUCUGCCGGAUGUUCAUUAUGGAGAAGGUGGAGGGCACCCAGUGCAGCUUGCACGAGUUCAGCAUCACCGGCUCCACCUAUGCCCCUGAAGGACAGAUCCUGAAGGACGAGCAGCCGGUGCAGUGCGGGCAGUACGACGGGCUGGUGGAGCUGGCCACCAUCUGCGCCCUCUGCAACGACUCCUCGCUGGACUACAACGAGUCAAAAAAAGUCUAUGAGAAGGUGGGGGAAGCCACUGAAACAGCCCUGACGUGCCUGGUGGAGAAGAUGAAUGUCUUCAACACUGACAUCAGCAAACUGUCCAAGGUGGAGCGAGCCAACGCCUGCAAUUCGGUGAUCAAGCAGCUGAUGAAGAAGGAAUGCACCCUGGAGUUCUCCCGUGACCGCAAGUCCAUGUCUGUGUACUGCACACCCACCGGCCCCGGCCACAACUCCACUGGCAGCAAGAUGUUUGUCAAGGGUGCCCCGGAGAGCGUGAUCGAGCGCUGCACCCAUGUCCGUGUGGGCACCACCAAGGUGCCGUUGACAGCCCCGGUGCGGGAGAAGAUCCUGGGCAGGAUCCGGGACUGGGGCAUGGGCAUUGACACGCUGCGCUGCCUGGCCCUGGCCACGCACGACUCGCCUGUCCGCAGGGAGACCAUGCAGCUGCACGACUCCGCUGCCUUCGUCCACUACGAGAACAACCUGACCUUUGUGGGCUGCGUGGGGAUGCUGGACCCUCCCCGCAAGGAGGUCACCUCCUCCAUCGAGAUGUGCCGCAAAGCCGGCAUCCGUGUCAUCAUGAUCACCGGUGACAACAAGGGCACGGCGGUGGCCAUCUGCCGCAGGAUCAGCAUCUUCUCCGAGACUGAGGACGUGGCUGGCAAAGCCUACACAGGCCGGGAGUUUGAUGAGCUGUCUCCCGAGGCGCAGCGGCAGGCGUGUCGCGAUGCCCGCUGCUUCGCCCGUGUGGAGCCAGCGCACAAGUCCCGCAUCGUCGAGUACCUGCAGUCCUUCCAUGAGAUCACCGCCAUGACUGGCGAUGGUGUCAACGAUGCUCCAGCCCUGAAGAAAGCAGAGAUUGGCAUCGCCAUGGGGUCGGGCACCGCCGUUGCCAAGUCAGCCGCGGAGAUGGUGCUGUCUGAUGACAACUUCUCCACCAUCGUGUCAGCUGUCGAGGAGGGCCGGGCUAUUUACAACAACAUGAAGCAGUUCAUCCGCUAUCUCAUCUCCUCCAACGUCGGGGAAGUCGUUUGCAUCUUCCUUACAGCCAUCCUGGGCCUCCCCGAGGCCCUCAUCCCCGUGCAGCUGCUGUGGGUGAACCUGGUGACGGACGGGCUGCCAGCCACUGCACUGGGCUUCAACCCCCCCGACCUGGACAUCAUGGACAAGCAGCCCCGCAACCCCAAGGAGCCCCUCAUCAGCGGCUGGCUCUUCUUCCGCUACCUGGCUGUCGGAGUGUACGUGGGCCUGGCCACAGUGGGCGCAGCGACUUGGUGGUUCCUGUACGACGCUGAGGGACCACAGGUCUCCUUCCAUCAGCUGAGGAACUUCAUGAGGUGCACUGAGGACAACCCCAUCUUUGAAGGAAUUGACUGUGAGAUCUUUGAGUCCCGAUACCCGACCACGAUGGCUCUGUCUGUGCUGGUGACAAUCGAAAUGUGCAACGCUCUGAACAGUGUCUCUGAGAACCAGUCACUGCUGCGGAUGCCACCAUGGCUCAACAUCUGGCUGCUGGGAGCCAUCGUCAUGUCCAUGGCUCUGCACUUCCUCAUCCUCUACGUCAAGCCCAUGCCUCUCAUCUUCCAGGUAACCCCCCUGAGCUGGCCACAGUGGGUGGUUGUAAUGAAAAUCUCCCUGCCUGUUAUCCUGCUGGAUGAAGGACUCAAGUACCUUUCCCGCAACCACCUGGAUGGCAUUCUCAGGACAGUAAGACACAAGUGGAGCGGGGAGCACCAGUUGAAAACCUGCAGGACUCCAGAGCAAGGGAGAAGAGCACAAGAAAUGAAUGACACGAAGGAAACGCUCCUCACUAAAGGAUCCCUCGCUUGUAACUCGGACUGAAGCCUUGCAUGUGUGCCCCUCGCUAGAGACCAGCAGGACAUGCAUGUGUCCGACUACCAGACAAAUGCGGGUGAAUCGUCGAAAAGAAAAAUCCUGAUUUUGUUUUGUUCUGUAGCUUUCUUUUUCCUGUACAUAGGAGUGCAGUUACUGGGCAGCUGGUGUAGGGUUUGGGGACGGAGCUGUGCAGACCUGGGUCAUCAUAACACGGUUCCUUGGGAGUUUGUUCCUGCAGAAUUUGAGGCCCUCUUUCCAAUUCUCACCCUGCUGCGGUGAGCUCAGGCCGAGGUGCCCUUCAUGGGAGAUUGAGGGGGGAACCCGGGGUUUUAGGUGAUACACUGAGUGUGGAUGGGAGGCUGCAUCCCCCAUCGGGGUGGCAUGCAGAAGGGCAGCUCCUGGAGUUGGGAAGGGUAGGGCAGGGAGGCGAGAUGGCCAUGGGUUGGGAUCACUGCCCCUCGAUGGUGUCCGUGGUGUCGGUGGGUGCUGUGUUCAGCUCCAGUGGCCACAGUGCCUGCAGGCUGCAGCAGGUCCACAUCACUUCGCAGUGUGACCAGUGGUGGUGUGGAUCUCAUGGACGUGUGUUUCUAUGUCGAGAUAGGGUGCAUGUCUUGGAAGGUGAAGUUUUCCCUAUUUAUCAUGCUGUCCUGUUUGAUCCCUGUGUUGUAGAAAGCCCCACACCUUCUCAGGCUUAUCUGACACCAAAGCAUGAUGUAGUCUUGUCUAUUCUCCCCUGUCCAGCAUCUUGUGAGAUCCCAGCUGCACUGUUUAAACUGUAGCCCUCUUCCUCAUAGGGGCAAUUAUUUAAAGCAAGGCAUGUUCCAUCCCUGGAAGUGUUCAAGACCAGGCUGGACAGGCCCUUGAGCUACCUAGUCUAGUAUGAGGUGUCCCUGCCCAUGGCAGGGGGUUGGAACUGGGUGAUCUUAAGGUCCUUUCCAACCCAAACCAUUCUAUGAUGCUAUGGGGAUGACUGACUGUGCAUUCCUCAUGUCUACUGCUUCCUCCUGGUCAUAUUUUCUUUCCUCAGAUGAUUUUUAACUGUUUCCUUAGCAGGAGUAGUGCUUAAAUCCUUAGGAGCACAUCUAUGAGUUCUUGUUCUCUGCUUUUGGAAAGCAUCCCUGUCUUGCACAGGGCAUCCUUGACACCAGUGAUCCGCCUUCGAGACAGGAAUGAAUGUAUGCUUGUACAUAAUGUAGUUCUUCUCUGUGAGCAGUGUUUGUCAUGGCAUCCCUUUUUAUAAGGCACCAACUCUAUUUUAUCCUCUCGGGGCUUCUCUGCAGCAGGAGCGACACAGGCUGCAGUGAGAGUUUGUGGAUCAGGAAUGGAUUUUGGGAUCCAGUAAGUUGACCUUUCUCCAUUGAGCUGGAGAAAGAGAUAGUGGGGAGCUGAUAGCUGAGAAGCUGAUAGUGGGUGAUUUCUUCUCCAGAUCUCUAAAUCUUCCCUUCUGUUUUCCUGAUGUUCCCUUAUGAUCUGUCCUGAUGAUAUUUAGUUAGCCAGACCCUUUCCUUUCUCUUAAUUCCAGCAGCAGCACUAGAGCCAGGGUUUUACAUAGCAUUUGGCUCCUUUGCUGUUGGCUUUUUUCUUUCACUUUUUGCCUCUUGAGAGCUUCCAGUGCUUUGCUGUUCCUCUUUCACUUGGGCAAGAGCUACUUUUCCUCUGUACAGUAGGUGCCAAAUAUCAUCCCUCCUUUCCUUUCUCCAUCACCAGCAUUGAAGAUGAGCAGAGCCCCCCAGACCAAUGGGAAUGUACAGAAUUGUUAUACUACUGAGCUGAUUUUAUUGUACAGAAAACCUUGCAUGAAAUGUCGUUACUGUAUUUAAUAUAUAAUGUAUUCAAGGAAUUUUAAUAUGGAGCUCUUUAAAAAGAUCUUUAUAGAUACUCUGUGGUUAGAAGAUUGUUGCUGAUUUUUAAUAUUAUUAUACUUUGUCUUGAAGAAAGUUUUAUUUUUCAAAUGUGUUCUGUCUAAUGGAUUUAAUUGGUGAUCCCAUGGGGCUACCAGUUCCUCCUUAAAGAUUUCCACCAUGGAUGAGACUCACCCUGGUGCAGAGAACCAGGGCAUGACCCAGGUACUGAUUAAACCUUCGAAACAGGGCUUUAGUAAGACUAAGGCUAUAGAUGUGUGAUUUGCCCUUCCCCACAAGGGUGGAAUUCACCUUUUUAGAACAUAUCAGUGCAGGGAAAGAACCAGUGGGAAUUUAAACCAGUACCAACUCAAUGACUUCAGAACAAAUUGCUUCUGUGUUUCCCUGAGGCUGAAAACCAGUUUGGGAGUGGCUGGACUGGAUUCAGAGCAUCCCAGCCCCAUUCAUAGGGUCCUGCAGGGCUUUCAGGUGCCCAUUGGCAUCUCCCUGGGAUAUGGUGGUCUCAGUCCAUUGUGCCUACGGGGACUUGCUUGGUCCAUCUGUUCUGUAUUGCACCUCCUGAGUUACACCGGUUUCCCUGGGCUUAAGGUCUUGUGUAGGAUUAUUAAUUUUACCCAAGCAUGUAUGUGUGUGGAGGAGUUCCUUGUGUAAAGGUCCCCCUAAUAAAUACUGAGUAAUGGAUGGGAGUCUCUAAUACAAAGAAACCUAAAAGGGGAAACAAAAAUGAAACAAGAGUUCUGCUUCAGAGCAGAGAUGAAAGAGUGAAAUCCUAACUUGCUUACACAUUCCUGCUGGUAACUUGUGUGCUCUCACCUGACAGCAGAGAGCUGGAGGAAUCGGGCAUCCUUCUGAACCCGCUAACAGAGCAGCCAUUUGAAGAGAUGCUGAGUUUGUUACCUUGCUGUUGGCAGAGAUGCCAAGCUGCUGCUGUUUUGUCGUUGAUGGAGGUGCCAGGCUGCUGCAAGCCUGGGCAGCGUCAGUCUCUUGGUGCAGUCGUUGGGUUCCAAUGGUGAGUUCCCAAACCCCAAGCCAUCGCUGGCAAGCAACCAGAGCUGUGUCCCAGCCAAAGGCUGCUUCUUUCCAGCAGCAAACUGCAUUUGCCUGUGUAUUGUAAACUUCUAGAAAAUACCUGGGAAAUAGUGCAGGAAACCUCUGCUAAGGCUCAGGAGGCAUCCCCCUUGCUAACAGGGAGCAUUUAACACAUCCCCAUUUCCCAUUCGGAAUGGUUGACCACAUCUCUCUUUUCCCCCCUGUCCUUUAAUUACUUGGAAUACAGUUUCACUCCAUACUUUUUGAUUACAGAGGCUUAUAGUUCAAGUACUUUAAUGAAAUAGGAAAAUAGAUCUAAUUGUUUUCCCUUUAUGCUUCAAUGAAGGGUCAGGAUAAAUCACGGAGUAGUUAUUUAUUGCAUGUAUGCCACCAGCAGCAUGCUGGGCUAUUUUACAGGCUGGAGCAUGUUCUUGUGCAGACUUGGGAGAUCCCAGAGCUGAGACCAUUGCUUUGGGAUCAGGUCUUGUGUCUUACCAAGGCAUCUGACUGUGUGCAAUACAAGGGACAUAAACACUGGGUGGCUGUUUUGCCCAAGAGCUAGUUAAAGCAGCUUAGAGACAAAGCCUCCAGGACCCUUGCUUUUUUUACACCAGAGUUUAGGAAUUACUUCCUUUUUAGUCUUAUUUUGAUAGUGCUGCCUGGAAUAUUCAAAGUUUUUAAACAAAACUUAGGGUUUUCCAACAAGACCUUUAGCAUUGGUGGGCUGUUGUGACAGAUCCUCCACAUGCAAGAAGCAGCAAUGCAAGAUGCAUGGUGGAGGACACACCAUGGUGGCAGCGUGUGGUUGUCCAUGUGCACUUUAAACUCCUUUCUCAGGGGCUAGGCACUGUGCUGGGUUACAGCCAAGGCAGGAAGCAAUGGUCCCAUGUCCCUGGGUCAGCUUUGGGCAGCAGCAGUGGAAAGUCUUUUGUGCUGUUUUGGGACAUCAUGUCAUUGUGGCCAGUCACUGGAUGAGCUUUUCUCCCUGUGUGAUCCUAUCAGGAGGCACAUUGGGAAAGGGAAAAAAGAGAUGCUACUCAGAGCAAAACAGUGUUGCAUCCUAUGUUUUGUUUCUCUCAUGUGGCCACUGCACAGCUCAGGGUCUGGAUGAGGUUUUUUAUGUGUGUGUUUCAGACUUUGGCACUGUGAAGUUGUUGUAUGUGUGUUUCUGAUGUUCUGCUCAGCCAAGGCUGGAUGGUACCACCAGGCACUGGAGAAGUCAGGAGGGGCUGGGGGACUUCAUUCCUUAAGAGGAUCAAAUCUGGCACUGAGCCGGAGUCUCUGCUCACAGUGUGGAUGGCAGAAGUAGCCAGAGGAGCAACAGGAAAGCUCAGCAGCAAUUUUGGGUCACUCUUUUGCAGGUCAGGUUGAUAGUGCUGAUUCCCAGGUGAGUCCUGCUCCACCAAAACUCAUCAAAGAAUUGCUGUGCAAGGGCUCAGGCUAAUGCUGUCCCAACUGGUGGAGAUGUUCCUGAGGUUCAGUGACCGGGGCAUCACAUCAAACACACAGCAGUCCCCAGUGCCAGCCCCUAAGACUUGUGAUUUUUGGUCCAUACCUUGUAUAAAUGAUGCCAGAGAUUCAGUUGUCCCUGUUCAGUCCUACCUGGCCUUUCCUCCCCAUGCUUCUGAAGUGGCAAUUUCUGGCAGGGCUUCUCCCUGGAGAGGAGACAGCCCAUCCUUUUGGGAUGAAGGAGAAAGGCUUCACCCUGUGCAGAGGCUGCGUGGCACAGUUCGGGUUAGGGUUUGCAGGGCUGCAGUGAGGAAGGCAAAUUGUGCUCCAUGGACCUGUCCUGUUGGUGUCAUUCAGCUUUCGGUAUGAGAGGGGCAUUAAAUGAGCCUGAAUCUGUGUGUGCCUGGAGUGAUGAGGACAUGGGUACCGCUGGCUGGUGUCCGAUGUGGGUCAGUUUGGGUGCUUGGGACCAAGAGGAGGUCCUUAGCUGCCAGUGGCCUUGGUCUGGGAAUACGCUGAAUUUAUAUAUGUGAGAUGCCUGAACAGCCAAAUCUAGAAAUCUCUGAGUUUGUGCUUCGUAGUGAAAGGUAAAUCAUUGUGUCUUGGGGAUGGGGUGGGAGGGUGUUAUUUGAGGGGUGAAACUGAAAGAAACAGCUUUCCUAUUUUAUUACACGAGAGAUAUUUUUCCACUAAAUUACCACUUCCUAAACUGUGUCCUGUGUCCGACUGUAAAUACCCAGGUGUGCCAUGAAGGCGUGGGAAGGUUCCUCGUGGUCACAUCCGUACGAUCCACUCUGUUCACACAAUAUCGGGCUGAUUUGUUUUAUACUCAUAAAAUUACAGAAAUAAAAGCAAUUUUACUGGA
Pezoporus occidentalis (night parrot) is the source of this 8412-nucleotide messenger RNA. RefSeq names its product ATPase sarcoplasmic/endoplasmic reticulum Ca2+ transporting 3 (gene ATP2A3). Gene Ontology annotation, molecular function: ATP binding; P-type calcium transporter activity; ATP hydrolysis activity. Gene Ontology annotation, cellular component: membrane. The record is from RefSeq and is a predicted model, not a curated record. Lineage: Eukaryota; Metazoa; Chordata; Aves; Psittaciformes; Psittacidae. Bases 85 to 3213 code for a protein of 1042 amino acids. The transcript is spliced from 22 exons. Gene Ontology annotation, biological process: calcium ion transmembrane transport; intracellular calcium ion homeostasis.